Molecule: messenger RNA, 2133 nt
Organism: Maniola jurtina (meadow brown)
Lineage: Eukaryota; Metazoa; Arthropoda; Insecta; Lepidoptera; Nymphalidae
Product: solute carrier family 22 member 4-like
Exons: 9
Coding region: 225-1970 (581 amino acids)
Biological process (GO): transmembrane transport
Cellular component (GO): membrane
Molecular function (GO): transmembrane transporter activity
Source: RefSeq, a predicted model, not a curated record
UAUUCAAGGAAUCGUGAUCUUCGAACGAGAACAAAAUUAGAAUAAGGGGAAUAACCUUUAAGCCAUUUUACAGCACUAACAUUCAAUUAUUUUAAUAUCUUUGCUUUGGUAUUUAUCCUUAAAUCUUCUAAGUUGUAAAGUUUAAAUGAUUUUUGAUUACCAGCCAAUAUUUUCCUAAUGCCUAGAACAAGAUGUUCAGGCAAAACUAGUAGGCUUGGAUUGACAUGAUUGUACCUAAAUCGUGCACGGCCUCAAAUCUUGAAAUGUCAAUUAUUGGAACGAUUCAUGAAGAUGUUACGACGGAUGUUUUGGGCCAAAUCGGCUCUUGGCAAUGGCUGGUGACAUUUAUUUCUGCUACUCUGAUGGUGCCUUCGAUGUUGAAUCAAUAUGAAGACAUGUUUCUGCUAGAACCGCCACGGGACAUCGAAUGCGAUGUCUCCGCCUCCUCAUCAAUAUUUAAUACGAGCUUAUGCACCUACUCUGUUCUGAACGGCACGAAAGUGUACAAAUGCACCGCAUGGCAUGUUAAAUUUUUAUGGGUUAUUUGGAUAAAAAAAACGUGGCUGAUAUUUUGCGAUCACAAGAUAAAAUCACUAUCAACGACAAUCAUUUGCAGAUUGGGUCUAGUAUUUGGUUGUAUCAUUUUCGGUCUAUUUGCAGACAGUUUUGGAAGAAAAUUAGCAAUCUCGAUAGAUGUCGUAGCAGAAAUUGGAUUUCGCCUAAUAUUAACAUUCUGUGAUUCAGAGAGCUGGUUUCUUUUAUUAAUUUUCCUAAGGUCACUAUUUUCAAGUGCAAAUAUUUACAUGGGAAUCAUAUUAACAUGUGAAAUCGCAAGCAGUCCUUGGCGAACUCUACUAAAUACAGCCGUAUCCAUUCCACGAAUGCUGUCAGCCGUGUGCCUUGUUCCUUUGGCAAACGUCGCGCCUAAUUCCGAGACUUUCAAUUUUAUAGCCUGCAUAUUUAGUACCUCUUUGGUAAUACUUCUCAGAUGGACCCCUGAAUCACCACAGUGGCUUCUUUAUAAUAGAGGGAUUUCCAAAGCUGAAAAAACUAUAUUGAGUGCAGCUAAAUUAAAUGGUAUACAACUCUGCAGCGAUUUUAAAAUACGACCUGUUAAUCACAGAGCCUACCAAUGCUUGGAUGAAAAUUGGACUUGCGUCAGUAUACUAACCACGCAUAACGUUAGAAUUUUGACGUUAACUAUUUUAGUACUCUGGACAUUUUACUUCUUUUUAUGGAGCUCUUUAUACAUAAGAGUACAUAAUAGGCAACAAUACUACGGCCUAUUGAAAACGUUUUGCUUUAUGGUUAUCCUGGGAUUUAUAAAUUGGUCGUUAUCAAAGAACUUCAAAAUUAAAACAUUACUUACAAUGAACUUGGCCGUUAUUGGCGCUUCUAGUACUGGAAUUAUAUUUAUUGAAUUGUUAAAAUUCAAUAUUCCUGUUACUGACAUCAUUUCACCUAUUGCCUUAGCAGCUAGCGUGAUUGUACACGGAUUUAUCCUAAACUUAACGCCACGACUGUUCGCAAUUAAUAUCCGAGCCACAUUAUUUGGAUGUUGUUACUCUUGUGGGCACCUUGGUAGUAUAAUCUGCUGCCUAAUCGUAAUAUUUCGUGCAGUGGAUGAAGUUAUAUUGAUGACCGUUGAGGCUGGACUGGCAGUGCUUCUAAUUAUUUUGUGUUGUGUGUUACCUGAUGUAGAUGGGAGAGAACUGCCAGACGUUUUAGAAGAUAUGGAUUAUUUUUCAGAGUUAACGAAGCCUCUUCGAUGGGCGUCUCAAAAGACCAGCUCUGCGUCACGUGAAGAAAUUGAGAUGAGAGUGUAUUCCUUCGGGAGUGCAAAACACAACCCGUCAACCCACAGUGAUUCGGAUGAUCGUCUCCCGGCCAAGAGAAUAGGGUUUGCGUUGAUUGGGAGUUUCCUUCAAAGACUACGAAAUAGUGUACUAUGUCAAGAUUCAAAUAUUUAGAAUUUAUUUCUUUGUGUAAAAUAAAUAUAGAUUAUUUAUUUAUACUAUUUUUAGUAGGUACUUUCAUUCUUGUUUAAAAUUGAUCACAGACUAUAUUUGAUAGGCGUGUGUGACGUCAACAUAAAUUCAAUUUUGCUCGAUAAAUUAAAAACUAUUAUGCUUA